AUGGCGGACGCUGCAGGGAGUGCGUCGCCGGCGCCAGCCUUAGCGACGCAGCCCAGGAGCGAGACUCCAAACAACGAGCCCAAUCCCGCCACCAAAUCGACCACACCCACCGUCAAAACCGAGGAGGCCUCUCAACAACUUGAGGCUACAUCUAAGACGGACCAUAGCCGCCAUCCUCGUGACGCUUCACAGAGCCCGACCUCGAGCAAGACUAUCAAGUCAGAAACGAAUGGUUCCUCUGACGUGUUAGCACCCGCUCAAGAGGCAGCCCCCGUGAUACCGACUGCUGCAGCCGGUGCCAGCACCUCCUCGACGAUCCCCGCCGUCGCGCCUCCUCCGGUUCCAGCCCCGGCUGCCGAUCCACCCACCUCUCUGGCUACGCCCGCUGCCGUUCCUCUUGCAGAAUCUGUGACCCCUGCGAAGCGGUCGAGGACACCGGAGCCUGAUCAAGAACCUAGCGCCGACAAGAAGCAAAAGACCGAACAUGUUCCAGAGCACGACAUCCAAAAGAUUGGCGAUUUGAAGGCAGAGGCAGAACCCAGUCCAGAAGUCAGUCCAGAAAUCAGUCCAGAAGCGAAUACCAACGGCGAUGGGGUGUCUAGCUGGGACCUUGAGUCGAUGCUGGCAAACGCGUUGGGUGCUGUUAAUGACGCCAAGGGCGUGGCUGGAGCCGAGGAUGCCAUGGACAUUGACAACCUGACGUCGCCUCCGCCCCUGCCGCCGCCACGUCGACGGCUGGAGAAGAUGAAGUUCAUCGAGACCCCAACUUACUUUUCGCGGUCCAUGGGCCUGCCGAUUCUGGGGAGUCUUGCCGUUCAGAUACUGUUGGCGCUCUUUCAGCAGCCAUCUGAAGUCACGGACAAGAUCAUCCGAGAUGCAAGGACGGAGGGUGGCAAAGUCUACGUUGCCUUGAGAGCCACGUUCAUGGCGACCCUGAAGCUGUUCACGGAUUCCACGGCUUUCCUCAACGCCGACGACCUCGACAUUCACGACCCGGGAGACCGCGAGACAAUCCAGAUGGCGAACCUUGCCAAUAUGUGCGCGAGCUUUUACGGCCCAGGCGGGCCAACCAUGGCUACAGCCCAUGACUAUUUCCUGAACAUCAUGAUUCCUGAAAACGGCAUGAUCACAGAGGACAUCUCCGCCCUUUACCUUGACCAAAAAACUCAGAGCUUCCUUGCAUACGCUAAUGUCAUGGAAGACAAAGAGUCCACGAGGAACAGCUUGAUGGACAAAUUCUUUCCCAAAGAGCUGGAAGACCUCAACAUCUCGGGCAUAAACGAGGACGACUUUGUACGGCCAUUUACGGAGAGACGCAACCUUCUAAAAGCGGUAGGGCACGACAAGGAGAAGAGGCGACAACUCGAGGCCAAAUACCAGUUCGCAACUUUCCUGGAUAACCUUAGUGCCUUUAUCCGAUCGAACUUUGAGUCUAUUGUGGACUAUGCAGAAGGACAUGGCUUUGAGAUACCGAAUGAGCCCGGAGAGGAAGAGGCCCUGCUCUUGGAAGGUGUUCAGCCGCCGUCUACCUACACUGGAGCAUUCCCAGGCCAGAGACGACCCAAUGGAGCCGACCUGGACUCUGGCUACGAAGCGACGGGCCUCGCGUCGCUAAUCGCCGAGAAGCUGGCGCCAAUUGAUGUUAACAGCUACGGGCAAGCCUCAGCCGGAACAGCAGACGGUUCGAGCCUACCACCCACACAAUCACUGCCUACUGCUGUACUAUAUGAGAGGGCGCGACAGGCAGCUGUUGCCAAGUCAUCAACAGCACAUGUUCGCAGGGAAGGCUUACAUUCCACCAGGAGACCGUGGACGCCGGAAGAGGAGAAGGCAUUGAUGCAAGGCCUCGACAUGGUUAAAGGGCCACAUUGGAGCCAGAUCCUGCAGUUGUUUGGGCUGAACGGGACGCUGUCCGAUAUCCUGAAGGACCGCACCCAGGUGCAGCUGAAGGACAAGGCUCGCAACCUGAAGUUGUUCUUUCUCAAGACCAACUCCGAGAUGCCGUACUAUCUGCAGUGUGUGACCGGGGAGCUGAAGACGCGAGCUCCAGGCCAGGCGGCGAGAAAGGAAGCAGAGGAACAAGCACGCCAGGGCACCCUACAGCAGGACCAGCCCCUACUGCAGUCCAAGGUCCUACAGACGGCACAGCCAGUUGCGACAGCUGCGACAACGGACACGCAGCCAAGAGCUGGGGAUGGAGGGAGCACAGCAGACGACGAGCACCUGAAGAACUCUUUACUGGCGGCGUUGAAAAACGCGUAG
This is a messenger RNA of Diaporthe citri, 2262 nucleotides long. RefSeq lists its product as uncharacterized. NCBI's taxonomy places the organism in Eukaryota, Fungi, Ascomycota, Sordariomycetes, Diaporthales, Diaporthaceae. The record is from RefSeq and is a predicted model, not a curated record. Gene Ontology annotation, biological process: telomere maintenance via telomere lengthening. The transcript has 7 exons. The coding region runs from base 1 to 2262 and encodes 753 amino acids. Gene Ontology annotation, molecular function: double-stranded telomeric DNA binding; protein homodimerization activity.